UCAUAAGAAUUAUCAGUGCUCUGCAUCCAUGAAAGCGAUGACCAGCUGAAGCUAGCGGCUAACGCUCACAGUUCGCUAACUUAGAGAAUCUAAUAGCACGCGAGUGAAGUAUGAUUCUCUAACAGCGCUUUUGUGUUUAUGUUUACGUCUGUGUGUUAUGUGAUGGCUGAUUGCUCAGUUCUUCUGUUGUGUGUUAAUACGUGCAGCUAAUAGAGCUCAAGGGAUGUGCUGCUGGCCAGCAGUCUGACCAUCCGGCCAAGAAGAAAGAUUUGAGUCUGCUAGUUAGACUUAAAAGCCUUUUAAGAUUACGCCGAAUUACACUAAAUGUGCUGCAGAAAUGUCGUUCUGUUUCUGAUCUAUUGUGGCUGAGUGGCAAUUCGAUUAUAUCAGAAUUGAUGGAUUGGGAAAAUUGAGGUUCAUCCCAGACAGAUGGGGGUUUCGGAGUCUUUAUUUGGGAUAACUGAUAGACCUUUGUUUGCUCUCUGGACCGUAAAAAUGCCAUCAGUGACCACUGGCGACAAUGCUGUUCACUCCACCAGUCCGGAUUUGGCCGCUGCGCCAUCUGAAGCCCUCAAGCAAGUACUUGGUGUAAUUGACAAGAAGGUCCGCAACAUGGAAAAGAAAAAGAGCAAGCUGGAUGACUACCAGACAAGGAAGAACAAAGGAGAACGUCUCAACCAGGAUCAGCUGGAGGCUUUAUCUAAAGCUCCGGAGGUGGUUCACAACUUGGACUUUGCCCGUGAGUUGCAGAAGAGCUUCCUGGCUUUAAAUGUGGAGAUCCAGAAAACAGUGAAAAAGGCGGCACGACGGGAGCAGCUGAAGAGGGAGGAAGUGGAGCGCAAGCGACUGAAAGCAGUGCUGGAGGUGCAAUACCUGCUGGAGCAGUUGGGGGAGGAAAGCGUGAGGCAGGACCUGACUCAGUCCAGUGGGGAUGCCCCCGUACUCACAGAGUCAGAGCUAACAGGCCUGGAUGAGUUCUAUAAGCUAAUUGGGCCUGAGCGGGACUCUAGUGUAAGGUUGGCUGAGCAGUUUGAGGAAGCAUCCAUGCAUUUGUGGGAGCUUUUGGAAGGAAGGGAUAAAGCUGUGGCUGGAACCACAUACAAAGCCCUUAAGGAAAGCUUGGACAAGAUGCUGCUAAGUGGGUACUUUGAUCGUGCUCAAACACAUCAGAAUGGAGUGUGUGAAGAGGAGACGGAGGCCGCAGCAGCGGAGUCUUCAGAGAGCGAGGAACGCCCCGCUGAGCCAGAGGGAACCGCUCAAGAAUACACAGAAACUAUUGAGGUUGAAGCAACAGAGUUUGUAAACAGACAGUUCAUUCCAGAAACCACCUACAGCAGCAAUGACAAAGAACAAGGAGCAGAGUGGAACACAAGUUCUCCGGCAGUUAGUGCCCUCCAGCAACCACAGCAGCCACCUGCAGCCAUGAGCCCGGCUCUGGUCAGCUCAGAACCACACACACUGAACGCCGUCCUCCCUCCCCCUGCAACAGAUCCCGUGGUCCGAAAGCAGGCAGUCCAAGAUCUCAUGGCUCAAAUGCAGGGUACCUUCAACUUCAUGCAGGACUCCAUGCUAGAGUUUGAGGGGCCACCUCUAGAUCCUGCUAUUGUGUCGGCGCAGCCCAUGAAACCUGCGCAGAUGGUCUGUCCACCAGAAUCCAACUACCACUCCUUUUCUUUGUAUACGCCAUAAUAAUGUAAAUAUUUCACACAUCAAAUCUUCUCUAGAAGAUUGCCGAGUAAUCAAUGAUGUUAAAACAGAAGCAGAGUCAGAGCAUACCACUACUCUGUCUGGUCUU
Messenger RNA from Sinocyclocheilus anshuiensis, 1795 nucleotides. RefSeq names its product caprin-1-like. Gene Ontology annotation, cellular component: cytoplasm. The transcript has 12 exons. The record is from RefSeq and is a predicted model, not a curated record. The coding region runs from base 430 to 1689 and encodes 419 amino acids. NCBI's taxonomy places the organism in Eukaryota, Metazoa, Chordata, Actinopteri, Cypriniformes, Cyprinidae. Gene Ontology annotation, molecular function: RNA binding.